AAGUCCUUUUCACGACCAUCACAUCUUCAGAGCCACCAGAGAACACACACGGGCGAGAAGCCAUUCCUGUGCCCUGUGUGUGGGAAGACAUUUGCAAGGUCAUCACAUCUUCAGAUUCAUCAGAGAACACACACGGGCGAGAAGCCAUUCCUGUGCCCUGUGUGUGGGAAGGCAUUUGCACAGUCAUCACAUCUUCAGAUUCAUCAGAAAGCACACACGGGCGAGAAGCCAUUCCUGUGCCCUGUGUGUGGGAAGACGUUUGCACAGUCAUCAACUCUUCAGAGUCAUCAGAGAACACAUACGGGCGAGAAGCCAUUUCUGUGCCCUGUGUGUGGGAAGACGUUUGCACACUCGUCACAUCUUCAGAGUCAUCGGAGAACACACACGGGCGAGAAGCCAUUCCUGUGCCCUGUGUGUGGGAAGGCAUUUGCACGGUCAUCAACCAUGAACAGACACCAGAGAACACACACGGGCGAGAAGCCGUUCCUGUGCUCUGUGUGCGGGAAGACAUUUGCACACUCAUCACAUCUUCAGAGUCACCAGAGAACACACACGGGCGAGAAGCCGUUCCUGUGCUCUGUGUGCGGGAAGACAUUUGCACACUCAUCACAUCUUCAGAGUCAUCGGAGAACACACACUGGUGAGAAGCCAUUCCGGUGCCAUGUGUGUGGGACGACAUUUGCACAAUCGUCAACUCUUCAAGACCAUCAGAAAACACACACAGGCGAGAAGCCAUUCCUGUGCCCUGUGUGUGGGAAGGCAUUUGCACAGUCAUCAACUCUUCAAACUCAUCAAAGAACACACACGGGCGAGAAGCCAUUCCUGUGCCCUGUGUGUGAGAAGUCCUUUUCACGGCCAUCACAUCUUAAGAGACACCAGAGAACACACACGGGCGAGAAGCCGUUCCUGUGCUCUGUGUGCGGGAAGACAUUUGCACACUCAUCACAUCUUCAGAGUCACCAGAGAACACACACGGGCGAGAAGCCGUUCCUGUGCUCUGUGUGCGGGAAGACAUUUGCACACUCAUCACAUCUUCAGAGUCAUCGGAGAACACACACUGGUGAGAAGCCAUUCCGGUGCCAUGUGUGUGGGACGACAUUUGCACAAUCGUCAACUCUUCAAGACCAUCAGAAAACACACACAGGCGAGAAGCCAUUCCUGUGCCCUGUGUGUGGGAAGGCAUUUGCACAGUCAUCAACUCUUCAAACUCAUCAAAGAACACACACGGGGGAGAAGCCAUUCCUGUGCCCUGUGUGUGGGAAGACAUUUUCCAAGUCAUCAAAUCUUCAUAGUCAUCAGAGAACACACACGGGCGAGAAGCCAUUCCUGUGCCCUGUGUGUGGGAAGACAUUUGCAGACUCAUCAACCAGGAACAGACACCAGAGAACACACACGGGCGAGAAGCCGUUCCUGUGCUCUGUGUGCGGGAAGACAUUUGCACACUCAUCACAUCUUCAGAGUCACCAGAGAACACACACGGGCGAGAAGCCGUUCCUGUGCUCUGUGUGCGGGAAGACAUUUGCACACUCAUCACAUCUUCAGAGUCACCAGAGAACACACAAGGGCGAGAAGCCGUUCCUGUGCUCUGUGUGCGGGAAGACAUUUGCACACUCAUCACAUCUUCAGAGUCACCAGAGAACACACACGGGCGAGAAGCCGUUCCUGUGUUCUGUGUGUGGGAAGACAUUUGCACAGUCAUCACAUCUUCAGAGUCAUCAGAGAACACACACGGGCGAGAAGCCAUUCGUGUGCCCUGUGUGUGGGAAGAAAUAUUCAAAGUCAUCAAAUCUUCAUAGUCAUCAGAGAACACACACGGGCGAGAAGCCAUUUCUGUGCCCUGUGUGUGGGAAGACAUUUGCACAGUCAUCAACUCUUCAAACUCAUCAAAGAACACACACGGGGGAGAAGCCAUUCCUGUGCCCUGUGUGUGGGAAGACAUUUUCCAAGUCAUCAAAUCUUCAUAGUCAUCAGAGAACACACACGGGCGAGAAGCCAUUCCUGUGCCCUGUGUGUGGGAAGACAUUUGCAGACUCAUCAACCAGGAACAGGCAUCAGAAGCCCCACGCACACGGGGGCAAGAAGCCAUUCAAUUGCUCUGUGUGUGGGAAGUCCUUUUCAUGGCCAUCACAUCUUCAGAGACACCAGAGAACACACACGGGCGAGAAGCCGUUCCUGUGCUCUGUGUGCGGGAAGACAUUUGCACACUCAUCACAUCUUCAGAGUCACCAGAGAACACACACGGGCGAGAAGCCGUUCCUGUGCUCUGUGUGCGGGAAGACAUUUGCACACUCAUCACAUCUUCAGAGUCACCAGAGAACACACAAGGGCGAGAAGCCGUUCCUGUGCUCUGUGUGCGGGAAGACAUUUGCACACUCAUCACAUCUUCAGAGUCACCAGAGAACACACACGGGCGAGAAGCCGUUCCUGUGUUCUGUGUGUGGGAAGACAUUUGCACAGUCAUCACAUCUUCAGAGUCAUCAGAGAACACACACGGGCGAGAAGCCAUUCGUGUGCCCUGUGUGUGGGAAGAAAUAUUCAAAGUCAUCAAAUCUUCAUAGUCAUCAGAGAACACACACGGGCGAGAAGCCAUUUCUGUGCCCUGUGUGUGGGAAGACAUUUGCAGACUCAUCAACCAGGAACAGGCAUCAGAAGCCCCACGCACACGGGGGCAAGAAGCCAUUCAAUUGCUCUGUGUGUGGGAAGUCCUUUUCAUGGCCAUCACAUCUUCAGAGACACCAGAGAACACACACGGGCGAGAAGCCGUUCCUGUGCUCUGUGUGCGGGAAGACAUUUGCACACUCAUCACAUCUUCAGAGUCACCAGAGAACACACACGGGCGAGAAGCCGUUCCUGUGCUCUGUGUGCGGGAAGACAUUUGCACACUCAUCACAUCUUCAGAGUCACCAGAGAACACACAAGGGCGAGAAGCCGUUCCUGUGCUCUGUGUGCGGGAAGACAUUUGCACAGUCAUCACAUCUUCAGAGUCAUCAGAGAACACACACGGGCGAGAAGCCAUUCGUGUGCCCUGUGUGUGGGAAGACAUUUUCAAAGUCAUCAAAUCUUCAUAGUCAUCAGAGAACACACACGGGCGAGAAGCCAUUUCUGUGCCCUGUGUGUGGGAAGACAUUUGCAGACUCAUCAACCAGGAACAGGCAUCAGAAGCCCCACGCACACGGGGGCAAGAAGCCAUUCAAUUGCUCUGUGUGUGGGAAGUCCUUUUCAUGGCCAUCACAUCUUCAGAGACACCAGAGAACACACACGGGCGAGAAGCCGUUCCUGUGCUCUGUGUGCGGGAAGACAUUUGCACACUCAUCACAUCUUCAGAGUCACCAGAGAACACACACGGGCGAGAAGCCGUUCCUGUGCUCUGUGUGCGGGAAGACAUUUGCACACUCAUCACAUCUUCAGAGUCACCAGAGAACACACAAGGGCGAGAAGCCGUUCCUGUGCUCUGUGUGCGGGAAGACAUUUGCACACUCAUCACAUCUUCAGAGUCACCAGAGAACACACACGGGCGAGAAGCCGUUCCUGUGUUCUGUGUGUGGGAAGACAUUUGCACAGUCAUCACAUCUUCAGAGUCAUCAGAGAACACACACGGGCGAGAAGCCAUUCGUGUGCCCUGUGUGUGGGAAGACAUUUUCAAAGUCAUCAAAUCUUCAUAGUCAUCAGAGAACACACACGGGCGAGAAGCCAUUUCUGUGCCCUGUGUGUGGGAAGACAUUUGCAGACUCAUCAACCAGGAACAGGCAUCAGAAGCCCCACGCACACGGGGGCAAGAAGCCAUUCAAUUGCUCUGUGUGUGGGAAGUCCUUUUCAUGGCCAUCACAUCUUCAGAGACACCAGAGAACACACACGGGCGAGAAGCCGUUCCUGUGCUCUGUGUGCGGGAAGACAUUUGCACACUCAUCACAUCUUCAGAGUCACCAGAGAACACACACGGGCGAGAAGCCGUUCCUGUGCUCUGUGUGCGGGAAGACAUUUGCACACUCAUCACAUCUUCAGAGUCACCAGAGAACACACAAGGGCGAGAAGCCGUUCCUGUGCUCUGUGUGCGGGAAGACAUUUGCACACUCAUCACAUCUUCAGAGUCACCAGAGAACACACACGGGCGAGAAGCCGUUCCUGUGUUCUGUGUGUGGGAAGACAUUUGCACAGUCAUCACAUCUUCAGAGUCAUCAGAGAACACACACGGGCGAGAAGCCAUUCGUGUGCCCUGUGUGUGGGAAGACAUUUUCAAAGUCAUCAAAUCUUCAUAGUCAUCAGAGAACACACACGGGCGAGAAGCCAUUUCUGUGCCCUGUGUGUGGGAAGACAUUUGCAGAC
Lethenteron reissneri (Far Eastern brook lamprey) is the source of this 4323-nucleotide messenger RNA. RefSeq names its product zinc finger protein 658B-like. Gene Ontology annotation, molecular function: DNA-binding transcription factor activity, RNA polymerase II-specific; RNA polymerase II cis-regulatory region sequence-specific DNA binding. Lineage: Eukaryota; Metazoa; Chordata; Hyperoartia; Petromyzontiformes; Petromyzontidae. Gene Ontology annotation, biological process: regulation of DNA-templated transcription. The record is from RefSeq and is a predicted model, not a curated record.